UAUCACCCGACGAGAAAGCACGACUUCCAGUCCUUUUCCAACUCCGUUUUCUGUACAUAAUAUUGUCCUCUUCUGGAGACCAUGAGAUUAUUACAGUAUUCACAACUUUGUUCCUAACGGACUUUUCUUUCCACAAUGAGACGUUUCCUCGUCUCGGCGUUCCUGCUUUUGCAGGCUGUUGCCUCUAUAUCCGCUGUCGAGCAGCAGGUCUUGGAGGCAGAAGACGAUAUUACGACUACGAGUUUAAACCCAGCAGCUGAGACCGACAUCGUCCAAGGCACACAACAAUGGGCUCCCUACCAAAAUGGAUGGGAGCUCGUACACGAAGCAAUGGCCGAAUUUCGAAAGAUCAAGACGCCGUUACAUAGAAAGACGAAGAAGCAAAGCGGUCUCUUCGGUGCACUCUUCCAAUAUGUCGCAAAGGCUUUACCAAGCUUACGAGCCAGCGCUCCUCCGCAGGAACAACAUGCGUUGCCCGUCAUUAGCGGCCCUCUUCUCGAGGGCGUUAAGCUUCUACAACAGUCCGCCGACCAGAACAAUACCGAUGCGAUCUACCUCUUGGCGCAAUUCAAUUUUUUCGGAAACUACUCGCAUCCCAGAAACUUCAAGACCGCGUUCGAUCACUACUACCGACUAGCAUCGUAUGGGAACAGCUCCGCGCAACACAUGGUGGGAUUGAUGUAUGCGACAGGACUCGGAGAUGCGGUGGAACGGGAUCAAGCGAAAGCUCUUUUAUACCACACCUUUGCUGCUGAUGCGGGACACACGAGAUCAGAAAUGACCGUCGCGGCCCGCCAUCUGAGUGGGAUUGGCGUGCCUAAGAGUUGCGAAACGGCUUGCAAAUACUACAAGAGGGUGGCUGAUAAAGCUAUGGAUUGGUUCCGAUCCGGACCGCCGGGAGGAAUGGCCCUCGCACCAGAAGCAUACCGACUUUCGGAUGAAGUUGGUGGUGUGUACGGUGAAGGCGCCAGCGUCGUCAGCUCUGGUAUAAACGCUCUGAAGGCGAGCCCAAAUUCCGACGCCUAUGCUGCCAUCGACGACGUUAUCGAAUAUCUUGAUUUGAUGUCCCAAAAGGGAGACUUCAAAGCUUCUUUUAACUUAGGAAGGCUUUACUAUGAAGGACAAAGGGGUCUCGAUCGCAAUGUUGAUCUCGCUCGGCGAUAUUUUGCUGCAGUAACGACAAUGUAUUGGCGUCAAAAAGAUGGCCGCGCUGUUGACCAGCCAAAACCUCAACUGGAAAAGUACGCGAGUAAGGCUGCCGGUUAUAUUGGACGAAUGUGGCUACGUGGGGAGGGCGUGAGACAGGACUUUAAGGCAGCCCGGGGAUGGUUUGAGCGUGGAAUCAAGCAUGGAGAUGCUCAGUCCCAGUGGGGCCUAGGGAUUAUGAAUCUUCAUGGUCUAGGUAUGCCGAAGAAUGCCUCGAAAGCUACCGAACUAUUCAAGGCGUCGGCAGACCAGGACUUCAGCCUUUCCCACGUUGCACUCGGGGCUCUUCAUCUCGAUCAGGGCACAAAUGACGACUUAAAGAUCGCUAACUCUUAUUUCGAGGCCGCUGCUCGCUGGGCUAACAUCGAGGCGCAGUAUUAUCUGGCCGAGAUGAUUCACCACGGAGUUGGACGAGAUAAAACCUGCGGCAUGGCCAUGGCAUAUUACAAAAAUGUCGCCGAAAAAGCUGAGCCGUUGGUGUCAUCUUGGACGGAAGCCAACCAAGCAUACGAAGACGGAGACUAUGAAUUGGCAUUCCUCGACUAUCUCAUGGCCGCAGAGCAAGGGUACGAGAAAGCGCAGAAUAAUGUUGCUUUCAUGUUGGAUCCCACACAGUCACGACUCCCCUUGCCGUCGUGGGUCAAGCGCCAACCACCGAGGCCUACACUACUCCAAAACCCAGCUCUAGCGUUGAUAUACUGGACUAGGUCUGCUAUACAGUCAAAUAUUGAUUCACUGGUCAAAAUGGGUGACUAUUACUUAUCCGGCAUCGGUACCGAAGUCGCACUUGAUAAAGCAGCGCAAUGUUAUACGGGUGCCUCGGAGUACUUCCAGAGCGCACAGGCUCUGUACAACCUCGGCUGGAUGCACGAGAACGGAGUUGGUCUAAACCAAGACUUCCACCUCGCGAAGAGAUACUACGACCAAGCUCUCGUAACUAAUGAGGAGGCCUAUCUCCCGGUAACCUUGAGUUUGCUAAGGCUGCGAGCCCGUAGCGCUUGGAACACGUUCACACACGGUCGGAUUAACUCGAUUCGUGAUGAACCUUCACCCAAGAAGGACUGGUCGCUUAGCGAGUGGAUAGCCAACUUCCUCCAGGAAGAUAAUGUAUACUAUGAGGACGACUACUUUUAUGACGAUGGUACGAUCACGGGAAGCGAUGGCGAGGCGUUGGGUGACGAGUAUGAUGACGUGGAUGGUGUGGUCGAGAGCUUGAUUAUACUGGGCCUGGUCGGUGCCAUUCUGUUCCUAAUGUAUUACCGCGCGAGGAGACAGAAUGCUCAUCGACAGGCUGAGGAAAAUGCGGCUAGACAAGCCCAACAGCAGCAAGGUGGUGUUGCAGCCGCGGCGCCCCAACAACAGCAACCAUUGCCACAAGGACAUGGUGGAUUGUUCCCGCAACCUGGAGGACCGGAUUUUGGACAAUGGGCUGCAGGUGGUGUUGUAGGGCAAUAAAAGGGAAUUAAUGAUUAGGAAGCAUGCCUAUUAGAAAUGCAUGGAUAGAGCAAUUGUAACUUUUACUAAUACCCAUUCCUUUUGAUAUCCCUUGGAUCUCCAUUCUUACGUAAUAGGGGUAAAAGGGGCUUAUGUGGCUUCACCAUCCGAAGUGGCUUAAAUCGUGGCGGCCGUAAGCAUUACCCCUUAUCCCUUAUGUACAUUUUCAUCCUCAAAGUAAUUACAUAAUCC
Annulohypoxylon truncatum is the source of this 2892-nucleotide messenger RNA. Its product is annotated as HCP-like protein. The transcript is spliced from 4 exons. NCBI's taxonomy places the organism in Eukaryota, Fungi, Ascomycota, Sordariomycetes, Xylariales, Hypoxylaceae. Bases 136 to 2661 code for a protein of 841 amino acids. Gene Ontology annotation, cellular component: endoplasmic reticulum membrane. Gene Ontology annotation, biological process: ERAD pathway. The record is from RefSeq and is a predicted model, not a curated record. Gene Ontology annotation, molecular function: protein binding.